UGCGAUUGAGUGUGGAGUGAACACGUGAGUUUGUGAAGUGAAAAAUAAUAGCUUAGCUUUGCUUAGUUUGCUUCAAACGGCGUGUCAAUUAUUGAAAAACACGCUAUCAUACAAGCGAAAAAUUCAUCAUGGGUAAAGUCAAAAAGUUGAAACCUUCGCAAUUUGGCAAAAAUAUAGCUCUUGCAGAUCAGAUAGAGUCUGUCAAUACUCUGAAGAAUAAAAAUAGAACUAAAGAACGAAACAGACAUGAAAAUGAUGAAGAGUUUAUCAAUGCAGAUCUCUCAAAGAAAAUUCUCAAAGCAGCUCGCACGCAGCAAGCUGAGCUAGGAGAAGAAGCGGGUCCAUCUCCUGUGAAAAAAUUACAUUUGAAUUCUUCAUUAUUGACAGAUGGUGAUUCUGACCCUGAUAAUGCUGCGUCUGAUCUUGAUGAUCUGGAACCUGACACAUAUUAUGACAAUAUUGAAGUAAAUGAAGAAGAUGAAGAGGCUCUCAAAGUGUUCAUGUCAGCAAAACCAGAAAAGAUGAGGACUCUAGCAGACAUCAUUAAGGAUAAAAUUACUGACAAACACACAGAACUACAAACAGAAUAUUCAGAUGUUGAAACCCUUAAGGAUAUUGAUCCUAGGAUAAGAACAAUGUAUGAAGGUGUGGGAGAUGUUUUAAAAAAGUAUCGCUCAGGAAAGUUGCCAAAAGCAUUCAAGAUGAUUCCACAUCUACAGAAUUGGGAGCAGAUAUUGUACAUUACAGAACCUUCAACUUGGUCUGCAGCUGCUAUGUAUCAGGCAACAAGAAUUUUUGCAUCAAAUCUUAAAGAGAAGAUGGCUCAACGAUUUUAUAACUUAGUGUUACUCCCUCGGGUGAGAGAUGACAUGGCAGAUUAUAAACGUCUGAAUUUCCAUUUGUAUCAGGCAUUGAGAAAAGCUUUGUUUAAACCUGGAGCAUUUAUGAAAGGAAUACUGUUGCCACUAUUAGAAGCAGGAAAUUGCACACUCAGAGAGGCUAUAAUAGUUGGUUCUGUGUUAGCUCGUAACUCUAUACCAGUUCUUCAUUCAAGUGCAGCAUUAUUAAAAAUAGCUGAAAUGGUAUAUACAGGGGCAAAUUCUAUAUUUCUUAGAAUUCUUUUAGAUAAAAAAUAUGCACUUCCAUAUAGAGUUGUUGAUGCUGUGGUGUUUCAUUUUUUGAGAUUUCAAAUGGAAACACGUGCACUCCCUGUGCUAUGGCACCAGGCUCUGCUGACUUUUGUACAGCGUUACAAAGCAGAUAUAUCCACAGAACAAAGAGAUGCUCUUUUGGAAUUACUUCGCAAGCAGUCCCAUCCUACAAUUACACCAGAAAUAAGGAGAGAGCUUCAAGCUGCACAGUGUCGAGAUAUUGAAGUUAACGAAUCAUUGUCUUCACAAAUGGCUGUAGAAUAAAAUAAAUCUAUUUACUUUGUAAUUAAUUAAAAACAUGUUUAUUUUACUUAUAAAAAUAAUAAUUAUUUAAUGUGAAUAA
Molecule: messenger RNA, 1494 nt
Organism: Amyelois transitella
Lineage: Eukaryota; Metazoa; Arthropoda; Insecta; Lepidoptera; Pyralidae
Gene: bys
Product: bystin
Exons: 9
Coding region: 129-1415 (428 amino acids)
Biological process (GO): rRNA processing
Cellular component (GO): nucleolus; preribosome, small subunit precursor; cytoplasm
Molecular function (GO): snoRNA binding
Source: RefSeq, a predicted model, not a curated record